AUGACCGGCAAACACAAUAUCGAGACCAUCGACACCGUCCCCAAGGGGUCGCUUGGGUCUCGCAUUGGCGCCUUCUGCCGUCGAUUCUGGUGGCUGCUGGCCAUCAUCCUCGUCAUUGUCGUCCUGGUUAUCGUCCUCCCAGUUAUAUUCGUCGCAUACCCCAAACUGGCGCAGGAAGAUGUCUCGGCUUCCACCCUCACCAUCGCAGACAUGCAGACUACCAACCCAAGACCAGAUGCGCUGCACGUCAAGGUCACCCAGGUCAUCGGCUCCAAGUCAAAGUACCACCCUACUCUCGACCCCUUCGACGCCAAAGUCUACCUCGAGGGCCAGCAGGAGUCCUUCAUGACCCUCCACACUCCCCAGGUCAAGGCCGACGACGGAGUCAAGGCCAUCAUCGACCAAGACGUCAAGAUCGAGAACGCAGAGGGCUUCGCCGCCUUCUCCAAGGCCAUCAUGCUCUCCAAGGAAGUCAAGCUCAAUAUCAUCGGCACAACUAAGCUUAAGCUCGGUGGCCUGCAGAAGACGGACGUCGAUUACGACAAGACCACCACUCUCAAGGGAAUGAACCACCUCGAGGGCUUCAACGUCACUGAUAUCAAGAUCGGAAACAUUCCAGACACCGAAUACAACAUGAAGGGCAACGCCUUCAUCCCCAACCCUUCAGUCCUUACUCUGGACAUGGUAAGCCGACACCCAGUCAUUCAAUAUGUAUAUCUAUACUAACCUAUGUAGGGCAACCUCACCCUUAACCUGGCUGUCGACGGCCACCCAAUCGGCUACUCUGUCCUCCACGACGUUGUCAUCAAACCAGGAGACAACAACAUCCCCAUGUUCGCCAAAGCUGACCUUGCCUACGUCCUCAAGCAGACCGGCAAGGAAAGCAAAUACCCCAACGGUAUCGUCCCCGUCUCUAUCCUCGGCAACUCUAGCGUCGCCCACGGCAAGGAACUACCAUAUUACACCAAGGCGGUCGCCGCAAACACCCUCAUGGUCGACCUCAACGUCCCCGCCAUCCUAAGUGGAGGGAAAUAAAUAAUACCUAUUUGCUCUUGCUCUUUUCUUUCUUUUUUACUACCCUUACUUCUCGCUUUACCUUACUGAACUAAUGUAUGUAUGGAAAGGCUAUAUAUAUACCGGACGGGCACCAGGUUUGUUUUGCAUUCGAUUAUUUGUACAGACUUCUUGUUUUUUUCACCCUAUAUACCUAUCACGAUAAAUGAAUGAUACCUCACUUCAAUGUCCAUCCAUCCCCUUUUCCAUUCCCAGUCCAUCGCCGACCUAACGAUGCUACUUCCGUGUACACCAACCGAGCUGCCUUUGCCUCUAAGCAUGAUAACAAGCUUUUUCUAUUAAAUCAUAGCUUGGCCAUCAACCUAACUAGUGAUUAUUGCUUGCAUGCAUCUCGCCCUACCAACUCUACCAAAACGCCCUCCCAGGCCGAUCUUCCACGCUCACGAAGAAAAGGAAGAUCUUGCAAAUCACUUUCAGCCCUUUUUCUUCUUUCCCUUUUCCUGCCUCUGCUCUCAAACACUAACGUGCUGUCAAGAGGCGAGUCAAUGGAGUAGGCUCGUCUCCCAGCUAACUAACUACUACCGUCUUUUCUCUCACCCACCCUUCUAUCGCCCACUAGUAUGUCUUCGAUCGCAUCGCAUCGCGCCUAGUUUUCAGAUCGGUUGGUUAACUAACGUUACCGGGGAAACUAACCGGCCAUCUCCAGCCAACGAGGUUACUCCAAUUUCCUUGAACUUUUCAGCUGGGUCAUGCGCCCCAACCAGACUUCAAUUUUUUUCUUUCUUGGCAUCAUCGAUUCUACCAUUUACCCUAUGCCAAAAGUCGAGCCAGUCCACCCGACUGCACUUUUGCAACACAUGCCAUUGGCUCAUGCUGGUUCUGUUGGGUAUCGCGUCCCUCGUUGGUCUGAUGGAGAC
Molecule: messenger RNA, 1931 nt
Organism: Trichophyton rubrum CBS 118892
Lineage: Eukaryota; Fungi; Ascomycota; Eurotiomycetes; Onygenales; Arthrodermataceae
Exons: 3
Coding region: 1-726 (241 amino acids)
Cellular component (GO): fungal-type vacuole membrane
Source: RefSeq, a predicted model, not a curated record